AUGAAUUCCCAGGUGCAGCAGAACUACCACGUGGACUGUGAGGCUGCUGUGAACCACAUGGUCAACCUGGAGCUUCAUGUCAGUUACGUCUAUCUUUCCAUGUCCUACUACUUCAGCCGUGAUGAUGUUGCCCUCAAGCAUGUAGCUACAUUCUUGAAAGAGGAAUCACUCAAGAAGAGGGGAUAUGCAGAGAUGUUAUUGAAAUACCAGAACAAGCGAGGGGGGUGCAUCGUUCUUCAAGACAUUCAGAAGCCAGAGCAGGAUGAGUGGCAGUCUAGCCUUGAAGCCUUCCAGAGUGCCCUAAGCCUGGAAGGAAAGGUGAACCAAGGUCUCCUGGACUUACACAAGCUGGCUCUGGAGAAGGAGGAUCCUCAUCUGUGUCACUUUCUAAAGUCUGAGUUUUUGGAGGAACAAGUGAAGGCCAUCAAGCAGUUGGCAGACCAUCUAUCUAACUUGAGGCGCCUGGGAGUGCCCCAGGAUGGCUUGGGAGAGCACCUCUUUGACAAGCUCACCCUGGGGGCGUGCAGCUGAAAUGGCAAAGGACAUGCCCCAAAUCAGCGGCUAUUAGUUAUACACGAAGCCUUUGCAA
This is a messenger RNA of Zootoca vivipara (common lizard), 589 nucleotides long. RefSeq names its product ferritin heavy chain A-like. Lineage: Eukaryota; Metazoa; Chordata; Lepidosauria; Squamata; Lacertidae. The record is from RefSeq and is a predicted model, not a curated record. Gene Ontology annotation, biological process: iron ion transport; intracellular iron ion homeostasis. Gene Ontology annotation, molecular function: ferrous iron binding; ferric iron binding. Gene Ontology annotation, cellular component: cytoplasm.